Messenger RNA from Dreissena polymorpha, 1717 nucleotides. Its product is annotated as zinc finger CCCH domain-containing protein 10-like. The coding region runs from base 498 to 1268 and encodes 256 amino acids. The transcript has 5 exons. Gene Ontology annotation, molecular function: metal ion binding. The record is from RefSeq and is a predicted model, not a curated record. Lineage: Eukaryota; Metazoa; Mollusca; Bivalvia; Myida; Dreissenidae.
CGAUAAGUACCGAUUCUGAUUCCUUGUGCUUCACGAGACUUUCGAUUUUUUCUACACGUGUGGCGGGGGAAAAGACAAAUGCUUCUGUGAUUGUUUCAAAUUUUAACAUUAAACUUAAUUCAGGAAAAAAUUAAGCGGACCAUCAGUGGCCCAGGGCUUCAUAUCAAUGAUAUGGGCUUGGAAGUGGAUACCCACGUCACAGUCAUAUGUUGGGCACCUGAUGCCAAAGAGCAAAAAAUUGUGCGGCCUGUCUGGGAUCCAGACUUGGGAACUUGGAUAUAGGGUACCAACUAAUGCUGAGGGUAAUACAUGGAUUGCCUAUAGAGGAGAAGAUACUUCUCCUGAAUGAUUCACCAUUAGAGCAAGCUUAUUCAGGGUACAUAAGCAUUUGGAAAAGUCAUUACUUGCUCUGUGUCUUGUGAACUACUGGCGCUAGUUCUGCUUGGAUGCUGUUCAAGUAACGCAAAAGAUCAAGAUCUAAAGAGAAUCAUUACACUAUGUCAGAAAGCAGUGAAAAAAUGUCUGACCAUAGUGAAAGUGGGAGUGAGAGUGGUAAUACAAACGACAUUUGUCGGGAUUUUUUGCGCAAUGUUUGCCGGCGUGGUAAACGGUGCAGAUACCGACACCCAGGAGAACAAGAAACAACUGAAUUUAAGAAAAUAUCUGAGUACACAUUCUGUCAUGAUUUCCAAAACAAUGGUUGCAGACGACCAAAUUGUAAAUUUCUCCACUGUACCAGGGAGGAAGAAGAGCAUGCUAGAUCAACGGGUGAGCUUCCCCCACGUGUUCUGCAAGCUGCCUCGCUUGGCAUCGGUGUGAAUCAUGCAGAAAUGGUGGCUAAAGGUGGUGUUCCUAUAUGUAAGGAUAAUUUGAAAGGUAGUUGUCAACGUGGCAAUCAGUGUAAAUAUCGACACAUAUCAAGUGCGGAAUACGAAUUUUUACAGCGAAAAUCAGAAGGAAGGGAAGUUUUUAAUAAAGAAGUUUUUAAUAAGGACCCAAGAUUUGAUUGGUUCGAGUUUGAACCUGAAGUGAGCAUAAAACGCAGGAGACUUGAUUCAGAGUUUUCAAAUGAUGGAUUUAGAUCUUUUGAGAGUAGAUACCCACAGCUUUCACCAAAUUCAAAGCCACUUAGCUAUCAGCUGCUUGAAGACGAGAAUGCAAUGUUGAGAAAGAAAGUGGAUGAGCUAAAAAAGCAAGUUGCAGACCUCACAGCAACCAACGAGGUACUCUUGGAGCAAAACGCACGCUACAGAUUACUUCCCUGGUGAUUUCAAGCAUGUCUGCAGACAUGAAAAUGAAUGGGAUCCGAUGCCCAAAGCUGCCACACCUGGCCAGUUGGAUGAGCCCUGGGCCGUGACACAUCUGGUAUCCAGUCCAAAAGAGAUAAACAUCCUUAGUGAUAUUGACAUUGUCCAUCUCUGGGCACAGUAAAAUGCAUCUAUGAAUAUGCCUUAUUCAUCCAGAUAUGUUGUAUUUUUUCUGGCUAUAAUAUAUGGCUCUAUUCUGCCUAACACAUAUUUAUGCAUUCUGUUAAAAUGCUAAGACAGUACAACUGUGCAUGCUUGGACAGGAUUCGCUCGUCUGACGAGAUAAUUUGUUUUGUUUAAAGCUAAAGUUUAAGGACAUCCUAAAAACGACUUGUAGGGCCUUGAAAAGGGGCCCAAGGAUUGAUUCCUUCCUGGCUUGUUACAUUCAGGGCAUUGACAUAAGAUUUUCA